Molecule: messenger RNA, 4845 nt
Organism: Protopterus annectens (West African lungfish)
Lineage: Eukaryota; Metazoa; Chordata; Ceratodontiformes; Protopteridae
Gene: NOCT
Product: nocturnin
Exons: 3
Coding region: 179-1534 (451 amino acids)
Biological process (GO): circadian rhythm
Molecular function (GO): poly(A)-specific ribonuclease activity
Source: RefSeq, a predicted model, not a curated record
UGUGUUUCAAGUUCUAAUACUAUUAUUUGUUAGGUUAGCUGUUGUUUUGUUUUAUUUAUAUUGAUAUUGAUAUUAAUAUUAAACUUUUAGAUAUAUUUCUGUUUACCCACUUGAGUUUUCUGUUGUGCUGUGAGUAAGACCGUAUAAUUUGUCAUUUCUUGGAGUUUGACAGGAAGGUAUGUUUCACUGUCCGAUACGAUUUUGUUCGUUUUUUCUUCACCGAGAUGCAGCCGUGUUGUGUUGUACGCAUUCGGUGAGGGGAGUAGUUGGCUGUAAGACCUUACGUGGCAGAGCGCUGGAGUCUUGUAGCUGUCACACCCAAGCAGCGUGUCCGGUCGAUGUUACGGGUGGACAGGUGACAGCGGUUACUUCAACCGGUGUCGCGACAGCAUCUUCCGCCAACGUUCCAGGGUUGCCCUCUCGAUUAGCAGUGUGUUCCAUGGGAAGUACCACUAGCAGAUUAUACAGUGCCCUGGCUCAGACAUUAAGUAACAGCCAGUUGGCUGAGCCUUCACACCUUGGCGAGGACCCUGAGCAGGAAGAUGCAGAUCUCCUUGAUCCCCAGGAGAUGCUAAAAGAAUGCCAAGCGGUGCUCCAUAAACGGCCUCCAAGGCUGAAAAGAAGUUUUGUAUACCCGGGACAGCACUGUACCAGCAAUCAUCCUAUUAGAGUGAUGCAGUGGAAUAUACUGGCUCAAGCCCUUGGAGAAGGAAAAGACAAUUUUAUUCAGUGCCCAAGGGAAGCCUUAAACUGGGAAGAGAGAAAAUAUCUUAUCCUUGAAGAAAUACUCACAUACCAUCCAGAUGUUUUAUGUUUGCAAGAAGUGGACCACUAUUUUGACACGUUCCAGCCAAUACUCAGCAAGCUUGGUUACAAGUGUACCUUUCUUCCAAAGCCAUGGUCACCGUGUCUAGAUGUUGAGGCAAACAAUGGACCAGAUGGUUGUGCUUUGUUUUUUUGCAGAGACCGAUUUGAACUUGUAGACAGUGCUAAUAUUAGACUAACAGCUAUGAUGUUAAAAACAAAUCAAGUGGCCAUUGUUCAAACACUUAAGUGCCUAAAAACAGGAGGACUGUUGUGUGUUGCUGUCACUCAUUUGAAAGCCCGAGUAGGAUGGGAGAGAUUUCGAUCUGCUCAAGGUUGUGAUCUUCUCCAUAGUCUUCAAGAUCUCUCUAAAGGCUCAAGAGUGCCUUUGAUAGUUUGUGGAGAUUUCAAUGCAGAGCCAUCAGAAGAUGUUUAUAAACAGUUUGCCACCUCAAGCCUUAACCUGAAUAGUGCUUAUAAGCUUUUGAGUGAAGACCACCAAUCUGAACCUCCUUAUACAACUUGGAAAAUUCGUCCAUCUGGAGAAUGCUGCCAUACUCUAGAUUACAUCUGGUAUUCCCAGCAUGCUCUUAAUGUGGACUCCAUCCUUAGCCUGCCUACGGAGGAACAAAUUGGACCUAACAGAUUACCAUCAUUCAGUUACCCUUCAGAUCAUUUGUCUCUGGUGUGUGACUUCAGUUUCAGCAAAAAUCCUGACACACUUUUAUAGCUAAAGUCUUGUUGGAUAAAACUGCUUUAGAAUCAUUCAUAGCAAGACUGAAGUGCUGUUUGUGCGGUAGGGUUGUUGGAGCUCAUGCUGUAACUGGGCUUUUGAUUGUCAAAAUUUUGCUUGUUUUGUUUCACCAUUUAGGUUUUGGGAAGCAAUUUCUAUAGACUCAGUUUAAUUGUGAACACUUAAUAUCCAGUAUAUCUGGUAGGCUUAAACCAUUUAAAACCAUCAUGCUUUGUACCAUAAUCCUAACCUAAAUGUUACUAAAAAUAACUGUAAUUAAAACCUUUAAAUUGCAUGUUUGUGAUGGGAAGGCAAGCCAUUGUAAAGUUGAUUUGAAGCUGCUUAAAAAGGAAGCCCUAAAUCUUAUGUACAAGUAAUAUGUAUUUGGGUAUGUAGGCCAAGUUAUGAUUGUCUCUGCAGUGGAUUAUUUAGAACCCACAUAGUAAGUAAUUGUACAUGUUGGGAAAGGUGAACAACUUUACCUGAAUCACUCAACUAUUAACAAUUCUUUUUAUGGCCAUCAGCUUAAUAAGCUGCUGUUGUAUUCAGUCGAUCAUGCCGUCCCUGAAUGACUUUAGUUAGCAGUAGUAAAAUGUAAACUUUGAAUGCUUCUAAAUGGUAUUGUGCUUAUGUUAGAAACCAAGUCUGUAGUCUAGUUCCCUGUUGCAGUUCCCUGUUGCUAGAAAGUCUGUGUGCUUUUACCAUCGGGGAAAGUAUUUUAAAACUCUACCUUAAAUGCCUUUGGUCUCUUCAGCUCCGGCUUUAUGCUGUUUAUUGUAAAAGUUGUGAACCCGCAAGACAGUACUGUGAUGCAGAGGGAUAAAGCACUGACUUGUACCCCAGGUGACCUCUGUUUUUGUGUCCCAGGCACCAAGGAAAUGGCUUGGGAGGGGUGGUGGUGAUUGGUAACGUUGGCUUACCACUUCUCAGAAGAGUGGUUAAUACUUUUCUUGCUGCAGAAGCUUUGUAUUCAGGUUGGUCAGCAAGCAUAUAACGCAUGUAGGAAAGUAGCAUGUGGGGGGGGGUGCUAGCGUUCCUAGGAAGGCAUUGCUGUGUAGGUCAACACAGUGAGUUUAAGGAAGGGUACACAUAUUCAUGGGCAGUGUGACUGGCGUAUUGCCCAUGCCAGCCAAUGGGGGGGAUGCAAAAUAUAAAACUGCCUGCCCACUCUCUUCUACUUUACCCCCGAACCCCCAGCUUUCCUAGUGUCAGUGGACCCCCUGGUAUAGAAAGAAAGAGUAUUGGAUUUGAUGGUUUCAGGGAAGGUGGUUUCAGGAAAGGUGGGUAGUGUUCAUCUGUGAGAUCCUGGCAGAGGUUUGUAAAAAUAAGAAGUUGGUGAUGUCUGAAUGCAUGUGUCUGUUUUAUGACUAUGUUUCUGUCAGAUUGAGGCAUAAAUACUGGUUAUUGGUCCGCUAAUACAUCUGCACUGGUCUUAAAUAAUUGGAACACGUGUUUAUUGGUUUCUGGAGGUAUGUAAUUCAGUAAACCAAACAUGUUAAAUACAUUUGUACAGAUGUUUUAACUUUAUUUGACCUUGGAGGUGAAGGCUAGCAUAUAACUUUAAUGUGUUUGAGCAUGUUUGACAUUGCAGCUUAUAUUUGUUACCUUAUAAACUAGCUGCAAGGAGUAUCUAGAUAAAUUUAAAAGUAACAUUUAAGUUGUGUCCCAAACUCUGCAGUGCAAUUACAUCAGUGUUUGUGGUCCCUUUUAUCUGCUCUCUAGAAUCCUGCAGCUCAGUCUUUCUAAUUCCACAUUAAAACAAGCUAGUUUUGCCUUUUGUAAGAACAUUUUGUGCUAUUGCCCUUCCUGCUAGUGUUCUGCAUGUUGUGACCGCCGUACUAUGUUUGUGCUACAGCAGAAUUUCUUAAGACAGCUUGGCUGACCAAUAUCUGUAAAAGGUAGGUUUAAAUUCCCAGCAUGUGAGGAAUCGCAUAAAUAGUAGUGGUAACAUUCACAUGCUUUGUGCACAGCCUGGGGAAUACAAGAAAAUGGCUUUCUCAACUUUAUACUGUUCUGUUGAAGUAGAGUAGCUUUAAUUGAGGACUUGAAACGAUACUAAUUCUCUGAGUACAUGUCUUAAUAAUUGAUAACUGGUUCAAAAUCAAAAUUUGAUGUACAGAAAUAUUUUCUUAACCACUACAGCAGUUCACAUUGCAUUUAAUAGUGUAAUAAUCCUGAACUUUUUGUGAAAAAUUGUGUUCUCUUAUGAUUUGCUGAAAAGGCUGAGCUGUGAUUAGAUGACAUUGCAGAGGACUAAUACUAAACUAUUACCAAACCACUUCUGUAAUCCACAGUUUUGUUUCCUCUGCUUCUGUGUGCCUACUUUGUGAUUCUGAGCAAGGCAGUGCUCCAAGACUUGCCCAUGAAGAGUCAUUUUAGGUCAACUGGGGUUGCCCAAUUAACAUAGAGAAAAAUGUAGCUACGUACUGUGAUUUGCCGUAACUUUUGAUUUAUUCCUUCAGUGGAGGUAAGAUCACCUCUCUUUCUGAAGGAAGGACCAAUUACCCAAAGUAUAACAAGUAUAAAUCUCUGAAUGUAAAAGCAUCUUCCAUGUUGCUAACUUUUGUACUUGUAGCCGAGAGAGAUUUACCACUCCCCGAGUGUGCUUUAAAACGUAAAGACCCCCCGCCCCAAACAAAAGUGUUCUCUUGCAUUUUAUACAUGUGAACACUCCUGUUGCAAAAUAUUUUUCUUUUACAAGCGCAGGUUUAAAAAAAAAAGUCUACACAGUCUCCCCUGAACGCAGAAGUCCAAGUCGACUUCUCUCUGUCUUGAAAUAAAUUGGCAUGCAAGCAGCAAGCAGCACAAAAGUGUAAUUGUAAGACUUUUUUCCCCUAAUGUUAAUGUAACAGACUGGCAGUUACAUAAUUCUUCACAGUUGUUGGCUUUGUAGUUUAAACCUUUUAAAGGUUUUACAUUAACUCCUUAAAACAACUAUUGAGUGUUCGCGUGCAUUAAAAAGCAUGCAGACACACCAUUUUUUUGCAAAGUAAAGAUGCAGAAAAUACAUUUGCAGAUCUUAAGUAUGUGGUGCGGGUUUUGUUUAAAUUUUUUCUUUUUCAGUGCUUUUGUGUAGCUUCUUAAGGUCACUUAAUGUGUACAGUCUUGUUUUGCGUUUGAAUUAGUUACAGUUUACCUUAUUUAUUUUUGCAUAUGACAGUGAUGGUUCAUAACUUUUUUUAUGACAAUUAUGCACUUUAAAAGUUCCUGUAGAAUAGUAUUAUUGUAAGAGUAACUUGAAAAACAUUUCAGAUUGUAUGUAAAAAUCAUGAUAAAAUAAGUAAUAAAACCAACAUUAUUAAGAAUGA